AUGCUUGUGGCUGCUUCCGUCGUCUUUCUCUACUACUCCAUCUGGACACUGGCUAUGCCAUUUGUCGACUCCGACCACCCCCUACACGCCUUCUUCCCCCCUCGCGUCUGGGCUAUCCGCAUCCCCGUGAUCCUGAUCCUCCUUGGUUCUGCCGUCGUUGGUUCCUUCCUAAGCGUCGUCAUGAUCCGCAGCAACCGAAAGAGGGCUGCUAAGGCCAAGGCCGUUGCCGCCAAGAAGAAGGCGUAG
Molecule: messenger RNA, 246 nt
Organism: Annulohypoxylon truncatum
Lineage: Eukaryota; Fungi; Ascomycota; Sordariomycetes; Xylariales; Hypoxylaceae
Product: dolichol phosphate-mannose biosynthesis regulatory protein
Exons: 2
Coding region: 1-246 (81 amino acids)
Biological process (GO): GPI anchor biosynthetic process
Cellular component (GO): dolichol-phosphate-mannose synthase complex; endoplasmic reticulum membrane
Molecular function (GO): enzyme regulator activity
Source: RefSeq, a predicted model, not a curated record